Messenger RNA from Ornithodoros turicata, 1034 nucleotides. It is a transcript of the gene Nubp1, whose product is annotated as cytosolic Fe-S cluster assembly factor nubp1-like. Gene Ontology annotation, cellular component: cytosol. The record is from RefSeq and is a predicted model, not a curated record. Gene Ontology annotation, biological process: iron-sulfur cluster assembly. NCBI's taxonomy places the organism in Eukaryota, Metazoa, Arthropoda, Arachnida, Ixodida, Argasidae. Gene Ontology annotation, molecular function: ATP-dependent FeS chaperone activity; 4 iron, 4 sulfur cluster binding; ATP binding. The coding region runs from base 35 to 973 and encodes 312 amino acids. The transcript is spliced from 11 exons.
AUAUCAUCCAAGCCAUCGUCAUCGUCAUUUAAAAAUGUCGGACGUGCCAGUAGAUGCACCCGAAAGCUGUCCUGGAACCGGUAGCAGUCUUGCUGGAAAAGCGUCGCCUUGCCAGGGAUGUCCGAACCAGAAGAUAUGCGCUUCAGGUGACGCUAGAGUGGUCGAUCCAGACAUCGAAGUCAUCCGAGGAAAGCUAUCGAACGUAAAACACGUGGUUCUGGUACUGUCGGGUAAAGGAGGCGUUGGAAAAAGUACCGUCACCGCCAUGCUAGCCAGUGCACUGUCCUUGGAUGAAGACCGAAACGUUGCUGUUCUGGAUGUUGAUAUUUGUGGCCCAUCUCAGCCCAAGAUACUCGGGGUCGAAGGCGAACAGGUUCAUCAGAGUGGAUCAGGAUGGUCACCAGUGUUUGCAGAAGAGAACCUCGCAAUGAUGUCCGUCGGGUUCUUACUGUCCGGUCCGGAUGAUGCCGUGAUAUGGAGGGGACCCAGGAAGAAUGGCAUCAUCAAACAAUUCCUGCGAGAUGUCGACUGGGGCGACCUGGACUACUUGCUGGUGGACACGCCCCCGGGCACUUCGGACGAACACCUGAGCAUCGCGCAGUAUCUCAAAGGGUGCAACCUAGAUGGCGCCAUUGUGGUUACUACACCACAAGAAGUGUCGCUGCAGGACGUACGGAAGGAAAUCAGUUUCUGCAGGAAAGUCGGUCUUCCCAUUCUCGGUGUCGUAGAAAAUAUGCGCGGCUUCGUCUGCCCCAAUUGUAAGGUGGAAUCACAAAUUUUUCCAGCAACUACGGGCGGAGCGGAAAAGAUGUGCGAAGAGUUGAGCAUUCCGUUCUUGGGUUCCAUUCCAAUUGAUCCCAGGAUCGCUAGAAGUUGCGACGAAGGGAAGUCAUACUUGAGAGAAUUCGCCGACACACCGGCUAGCAGAGCUUACAACAUGGUUACAAAGAGGUUAUUUGGAGUGACAACCUAAUAUUCCGAAGGCAAAUGGCAUGGCAGAAUUUGUUGUAUAAUAAAGUAUUCUCUAUUUGUUC